Molecule: messenger RNA, 1251 nt
Organism: Cyprinodon tularosa
Lineage: Eukaryota; Metazoa; Chordata; Actinopteri; Cyprinodontiformes; Cyprinodontidae
Product: lens fiber membrane intrinsic protein-like
Exons: 5
Coding region: 279-800 (173 amino acids)
Cellular component (GO): plasma membrane
Molecular function (GO): structural constituent of eye lens
Source: RefSeq, a predicted model, not a curated record
AGGGAUUCACUAACAUGCACAGGUCACAUGCACUGUAGGGUUCUCAUUCAAGUACAGCCAUCACCAGUGCUGGCGCUAAAAGCUUUUGCCUCCAUCAACAAAAGAAUAAAAGAGAAUAACCCUUUUGCUUGUUAAACUCUCUUCUCGUACCUCCCUCCCAACGAGAGCAAGAGCCCUCUCUGUUUUUCAUUCUUUACCUCUGCAAGGUGGGACGUCGAGAGAGAGAAAAGUUUCCAGAAGCAAGUUCCCCUGGUGCUGCCCCGUUAUCUCAGCUCAAGAUGUACAGCUUCAUGGGUGGGGGUUUGUUAUGUGCCAUCGUGGGUAACAUCCUGCUGGUGGUCUCCACGGCCACCGACUACUGGAUGCAGUAUCGUCUGUCUGGAAACUAUGCCCACCAGGGUCUCUGGAGGUACUGCAUGUCCAACAAGUGCUACAUGCAGACUGACAGCAUAGGCUACUGGAAUGCCACCAGGGCCUUCAUGAUUCUGUCAGGAAUGUCCUGCUUUGCAGGCAUUAUCGCCAGCAUCAUGUCAUUUUCACACUUCUCCUCCUUUGAAAGAUUCAACCGCUCCUUUGCUGCAGGAAUCAUGUUUUUUAUCUCCACUUUCUUUGUACUACUGGCUAUGGCCAUCUACACUGGUGUGACGGUGAACUUCCUAGGAAAGCGCUUUGGUGACUGGCGUUUCUCCUGGUCAUACAUCUUGGGCUGGGUGGCCAUGCUCAUGACAUUCUUUGCAGGUAUUUUCUACAUAUGCGCCUACAGAAUAUAUGAGGGCAGGAGAGGAACUGGUCCACGCUAGAUGUCUGCAGAAAUCAAAGGACACUCUUUGUUUGGAUUAACAAGCAGACAGCAUCAAGGCACACCCAAUAAAGACACAACAUCUAAUGGAGAUACUUUGAUGCUCUGCUUGACUUGUUUAUGAAAGGACCUUGAAAUUACAGAUUUUAUUCUAAGAAAUACUGACUGUUUUUGCCAGCAGAUGGCAGCACUAGCUCAGCCUACCAUGGCCUCAAUCUGUGGCAAAUUUUUUUUUGUAUAUUUAUAUUUAAUUUGAAUAUUGCAUUGAAUAAGCUAACAAACGUGUUAUAGAGAGAGGAUUUUUUUUUAUCAUUAAUGUAUAAUCUGAAUUAUUUGAACCUCAUAUGAUGUAGACACAAUAUCUCAAUGCACAGUCUUUUACUAAGAGAAAAUACUCUGAGGGAGCAUUUAUUGUGUAAUUUGAAUUAAAUAACAAAGGUCUGUGUGCUGUA